AGGCGAAGGAGCACUCAGUCGCUGUGAGAGCCAUACACCCCUCACCUGCACACACACAUAACACACAUACACCCACAUACACACUCGCCCCACGCCUUCACCUCCUGCACCGUCCCCCCUUCAUUGCGCACAUCUCCGGUAGUCUGACCGGAUGAGUUACCCGGUGGACGCGGUAGGGAGCCCCUUCAGGAGAGUAAUGGAUACUAGGACCAGCUACGGCUACAGCCGCUCCAGCGGCACCCCCUCCAGCGGCUUUCGCUCCCAGUCCUGGUCCCGGGCAAGCCCCGGCUCCACCAUGACCACGUCCUACAAGAGGAGCGUGAAUAUGCCGGUGACCCGAGCUUACAGCUCAACGGUGCUCAGCUCCGCCGACAGCGUUGAUUAUAGUCAAACCUCCAUCCUGAACGGAGACUACAAGCGAUCUAACGAGAAAGAGCAACUUCAAGGGCUCAACGACCGGUUUGUUGUUUACAUUGACAAGGUGCACUACCUGGAACAGCAGAACAAGCAGAUCGAGGCGGAGAUCCAGGCACUGCGGCAGAAGCAGGUGUCGCGCUCUCAGCUGGGCGACCUCUAUGACCAGGAGCUGCAGGAGCUGCGCUCCAUGCUAGAGCAGAUCCACCACGACAAGGCGCAAAUCCAGCUCGACACCGACCACAUCGAGGAGGACAUCCAGCGGCUCAGGGAGCGUUUUGACGAAGAGGCGCGCAUCCGGGAGGAGACAGAGGCCAUCAUCCGCGUCCUGAAGAAAGACACGAGCGACUCGGAGUUGAUGAAGUCAGAGUUGGAGAAGAAAGUUCAGUCGCUGCAGGAUGAGAUCGCCUUCAUCCGCAACAACCAUGAGGAAGAGGUGAGCGAGCUCAUCGCCCAGAUCCAGGCGUCUCAGGUGACCGUGGAGAGGAAAGACCUCCAGAAGGGAGACAUCACCGAGGCUCUCCGGGAGAUCCGCUGCGAGCUGGAGGGACACUCCAACCAGAACCUGCAGCAGGUGGAAAACUGGUUCAUGUGCCGCUACGCCAAGCUGACCGAGGCUGCGGAGCAGAACAAGGACGCCAUAAAGUCCGCCCGUGAUGAGAUAUCCGACUACCGCCGCCAGCUGCAGUCCAAGACGGUGGAGUUGGAGUCUGUCCGCGGGACAAGAGACUCGCUGGAGAGGCAGCUGAAUGAAAUCGAGGACCGCCACAACAGCGAUCUGUCCAGCCUGCAGGAGACAAUUCACCAGCUGGAUAAUGAGCUCAAGAGCACCAAAUGGGAGAUGGCUCGUCACCUGCGCGAGUACCAGGACCUGCUCAAUGUCAAGAUGGCCUUGGACAUUGAGAUUGCUGCAUACAGGAAACUGCUCGAGGGUGAGGAGACCCACUUUAGCACUUUCCCUUACCGCCAGGCCGUCACCCCCACCAAAAUCUCUAAGUCCAAGAUUGACAGCACCAAACUUAAGGUGCAGCACAAGUUUGUGGAGGAGAUUAUCGAGGAGACGAGGGUAGAGGAUGACAAGUCUGACAUUGACGAGUCCCUGGCAGAGAUAGCGCAAGAGCUGUCAGCCACGCUCGGAGAGGAUGAGGCAGAGGAGGACGAGGGGGAGGAGGGAGGAGAAGAAGCAGAGGGGGAAGAAGGAGAGGGCGAAGGCGAGGAGGAAGUGGUAGCCGCCACCGAAGCCAAAGUUAGCUCUAGCGCACCUGCUGAGGAGGAAGAAGAAGAGGAAGAGGAGGGAAAGGGUGGCGAUGAGGAGGAAGAAGGAGAGGCAGAGGGUGGUGAAGAAGGGGAGAAGGAAGAAGAAGGAGAGGGAGAGGGCGAGGAUGAGGGAGAAAAGGGGGAUGAUGCAGAGGGAGGUGAUGAAGGAGAAGGAGAGGAGGGAGGAGAAGGGGAGGAGGAAGUUGAGGAAACAGUGUUGUGCUCCAAAGCUCCAGAGUCUAAAGCCUCUCCUGACAAAGAGAAGGCUGGAGACAAGGAGGGAAGCGGAGGAGAGGAGGAAGCUGGCGCUGAAGAGGAGGGUGGCGAUCAGGAUGAAGAUGCUGGCAGCGACAAAGCAUCCAAAAGCGGAGAUGAGAAAGACGAAAAAGAGGAUGCAGACAAAGGCAAAAAGGAAGAUGAGAAGGUAAAAGAUGAGAAAGCUGACGACAAAUCAGAAGAAGUUGUAGCCAAGACAGAAGCUCCCAAAACAGAAGCUUCAAAACCCGAAGCCAAGAAAGAAGAGGCCGCCAAACCUGAGGCAUCAAAACCUGACUCUCCAAAAUCUGAAUCCCCAAAGCCUGGAUCUCCCAAGUCUGAAUCACCUAAACCUGGAUCUCCCAAGUCUGAAUCCCCUAAACCUGGAUCUCCCAAGUCUGAAUCCCCUAAACCUGAAUCCCCCAAAUCUGAAUCACCUAAAGUAGGGUCUCCUAAAUCUGAAUCUCCCAAACCUGCAUCUCCCAAAUCUGAGUCCCCCAAAGACGGCUCACCAAAGGCUGGAUCCCCCAAACCAAGCUCCCCUAAAUCCGAAUCCCCAAAAUCCGGAUCUCCAAGAGCUGAAUCCCCAAAGACAGAAACCCCCAAGCCUGAAACCCCUAAAGCCGAUGAAGAGAAACCAGAGAAGAAGAGUCAACCAACAGAUGACAAGAAGGUAGAAAAGAAGGAUGUCGCUAUGAACGGCGAAAUCGACAAGAGCAGCCCGGAGGAGAAGGAGAAGAAGGAUGAGGGGAAAGAAAUCGAUGUGAUUGCUAACGGUGUGGAUGAGAGUCCCGUCAAAGAAGAUGGCAGCCAGAAAGUAGUGAUCACCAAAACCGUGGAGACGAUCACCACCGGAGAGGACGGCUCAAAGCACGUCACCAAGUCCGUCACAGUGACCGAGACCGUGAAGGAAGAGGUGGAGGAGGUGAUGCAGGAGAAGCUGGUCACAACCAAGAAGACGGAGAAGCACUCCACCCAGUCCAUCAAGCAGGUGACAGAGGCCGAGUGAGCAGACUCCACAGCCCGCGGAAGGAAGGCGGACCCAAGGAGAGGACACGAAGACAAAGCAAUCAACUCAGAACUAACAUAACAAAGAAAAAUCAUACAGCUAGAGCGAUGUAAUAAAGAUAACCACUCUAAAAUAUACAAAAACAAAUCAUAGAGAGAAGCCAAAAGUUAAAAUGCUACAAUUUCCAAACUGCAUGUUGAGUGACAGCUUUAAAACGGGCUUCGCUGCAAACGCGGUCAGGAGCAAGAGACAUUUUAUCCUUCUUUUCUUUCUUUUGGCAGUU
This is a messenger RNA of Plectropomus leopardus (leopard coralgrouper), 3218 nucleotides long. It is a transcript of the gene nefma, whose product is annotated as neurofilament medium chain a. The record is from RefSeq and is a predicted model, not a curated record. Lineage: Eukaryota; Metazoa; Chordata; Actinopteri; Perciformes; Serranidae. Gene Ontology annotation, biological process: intermediate filament bundle assembly; axon development. Gene Ontology annotation, molecular function: structural constituent of postsynaptic intermediate filament cytoskeleton. Gene Ontology annotation, cellular component: axon; neurofilament.